ACUAACUCCUGGCACUUAAAGCUCGACAACUCUUAAAAGGUUUUGAUUUACCAGUCUCAAUUGACAGAAUAGGCUACUGUGCUGCACCCAGCUUAACUGUCUUUUUUACCCCUGUUAAUUGUUUAUGUUUUAUCUCUUCUUCCUGUGACUCGUUAGCCGUUGAAGCUAAGUCGCGAGCUAACUUCUCGAUAGGGAACAAUGACAGCGACUUCUGCAGGCAGCUUUCUCGCUGCUAAAGGACUGGACAUAAGUCUGGCAGCUCUACAGCGACAAGACCCAUACAUUAAUAACAUUGUGGACGUGGCAAGCCAAGUCGCUCUGUAUACUUACAACAACAGGACAAAUGAGUGGGAAAAGACAGAAGUGGAAGGUACCCUAUUUAUCUACACAAGGCUGGCGUCUCCCAGACAUGGUUUCACUAUUAUGAACAGACUCAGCAUGCAGAACCUUACCGAGCCGAUCACCAAAGACUUGGACUUCCAACUCCAGGACCCCUUCCUGCUUUAUCGCAAUGCACGGCUGGUUAUCCAUGGGAUUUGGUUCUACGAUAAGCAGGACUGUCAACGCAUUGCCCAGAGGAUGACAAUUUUGACUCAGCAGGAGCAGGUCCUGGCUCAGUCUCAGGGUGGUUGGCUGUCCCCAGGAGGAGGAGGAGGUGGUGUAGGUGUAGGAGGAGGAGGAGUAAAAGGAAGAGGAGGAGGAGGAGGAGUAGGAAGAGGAAGAGGAGGAAGUGAAGGGAAGGGAGUAGACAUCAUCCAGAUGCUGACCAAAGCACACACAGAGUAUGACAAGGAGAAGUCUACUUCAGAGCCAAAGGAGAUUGGCGGCAGCAGUGUUCUUUAUGGAAACCCCAACCUGAUCAAACCAAUACCUGUUAAACCAAACACUCAGGACGGUGAUGGUGCUGAGCCCAAGCCUCUCUCUCUGGCCACUCUGUUCGGCUCUCAGCAUCAUCACUCACCUAAACCUGAGCCGGUCUCUCCAUUGGCUGCCCCUGGGUCGGGGUCAUCAACGGGGAAAGUAGCCCGCCCGCCCGUAGCCCGUACACUGACCUAUGAUACCACAUUGGGAUCUGGCCGAGGUGUUGCACCGGGGUGUUCAGAUGGUGGAAAUAUUGUUGCAGGCGGGCUGCAGAGUUCAGCUGCUGCCCAUCAGCAACAGCAACAGCAGCACUGCCCCGCCAUCCAGAAGCUCAUGCAUGCACAGAGAGACGCCGGGGGGGUCGUCGGAGUUCUUCAGACUGUGUCCGAAUCCCCGGAGAACAGGCUAUGUGACAACGGGGUGCCACUGGAGCAGCAUCACCUCCACCAUCAUCUUUACCACCAUCAUCAGCAGCACCAUCAUCAUCUUCAUCACCAUCAACAGCAACAGCUUCAACCCGACCCGAUCCAGAGACUUUUCCAAAGCCACCCACCUCCUCCCACCUCCACCUCCUUCUCUGCUGCCCCUCCUUGUUGUUCCAUCCCCCUUCCUCUGCAGAAGAACCCCCUUCUCUCCGGCCAGCCCAUAGUUGUGGAUUCUGUGCCAUGUUCCCACCUUCAAGUGCAACAAAGUCAGCAGCUGUUUUUCAGCCUACCUAUGCCUCAAUCAGAAGCCCAGCACAACAACCAAUCAGCUUCAACUUUACAGGCAACAGGUUUGCUGCCAUCUCAGGUGUCCAAUGACCAAGUUCUUCAACCUACACAAGGGCUGUCUUCCCAUAUGCCAGGUGUGGUAUCACCCCAUGAACUGCUCCAAAAGCUCCAGCUGGUCCAACAAGAGCAAAACCUGGCUUCCCAGGAUCCCCCUCGGCUCUGCCCAGGGCUGGCCCCUCGAUUCCUGGGGCCCACUCAAAGUCAAGUUGCAGGCUCAAUUCUAGGUCCAGCCUCAAACCAGAUUACAGCAGGUCAAAAGGCUGCGCUGCAGUUUCAGGUCAUCUCCCCCCAGCGGAUACCAGCAACCGUGGCCCCAACCAUGCUCCUUUCUCCGAGUGUAUUCACUCAGUCGAAAUCUUCUCCGCUGCAGAAGGAGAUCAGAGUUCUGUCUAAAAACCAGCUCCAAGCCACUCUGCUACAUCUGAUCCAGACUGACAGCUCAUUCCUGGACACCAUCUAUGAAGCUUACAUCAGCCGCUUUGCUAACGACUCCAGCAGCAAGUACUGAUGACUCUUCACACCUUCUGUCUAUACAUACACCCUCUCCAGAACAGCAAGCCUCAUUCUCACACCUAAUAUGGAUAUGGAUGUGCCACUUCCUCCUCAGAGUGUCCCCACUGGUUUAGACCCUAGCCAGUCAAACCAACUAUCUUCACUUUAAACCAGGUUUCUCUAGUUACAACAAAAAAGCCAUACGGACAACUUAUAAAUGUUUUUAUUCUCAUAUCAAAAUGUCAGCAUAUCUUAGCCUUCAUCUUCAUAUUCUGUACUCCUAGUCAUACAGUCUUGACUUUACCUGUAGUUAAGGGGAAAAUCUAGCCUACAGUAUAUUCUAAUUCACUGUCAGUGAAGACAAAAGAUGCUUUUUCAAAAGUUUGAAUUUAGUAUUAACCUGCACUAUUUGUUUCCACCAAGUGUAGACAUGUAGCAUUUUAUUUGUUUUUUACCUGUUUUGUUUACUCCUUCACAAUCACCAAACACCAGCAAACCCACUGGGCUUUAACAACAAAAACAUUUUUCCUAGUUUAAGAACUAGUAAAGGAAAUACAUGCUAAAAACUGACUUGAUUUAUAAAAUGAAAUGUAAAACAUGUUUAACAUGAUUUGUUUUAUGCACAUUUGGAAAAGUAUGUUUGAAUGUUGUCGGAAUUUUUUGGAUUUGAAUAGACAAUUAUUUUAAAUUAAGUUCUUAUUACUAUACCUACAAAAGAAUUUAUAAGUAUAUUUUACUAUCCAAUUGUUUUUAAAAUAAUUGAAAUGAUACAAUGAUGUCAUUUUGAAAAAGUAUUUUUUUUUCUUUGGUCUGUAUUUUUCGGUAACUGAAUGUUGCCACUAGACUUGUCAACAUGAAACGGAUGUAAGUUGUUCACAAGAAUAAGUCAGCCUGCAGCAGGUCAAAGUAUAUCCUCUUAUUGUUAAUAUGCAAUGCUAACUAUGCUAACGGAUGGCUAAUCAAGCCACAUAAGUGUGUCUCAGUGUUUUAAAGGACCGGUGUGUAGGAUUUAGUGACAUCUAGUGGUGAGGUUGCAGAUUGCAAUAGGAGGAGUAUUUCAAGCAUGUCGGAGGAUCUACACUGCCCACGAAACCUGUGAAAAACGCGAGAAGUUCUCUACAGCCAGUGUUUGAUUUGUCUGUUUUAGGCUACUUUAACAUGGCUCAGUGGAAGAGGACCUGUCCCCUAUAUAGAAAUAAACGGCUCAUUCAAAGAACACAAAACCACAACGGUUCUUAUUUUCAGGUGAUUAUUCACUAACGAAAACAGCGUCAUGAAUGUUAUAAUUCAUUUCGGCCAAUAGAUCCCCUAAAUCUUAAACACUGGUCCUUUUUUUUAAUGAGAGAAAAAUGUUCUUCUUUUUAAGUUAAGUCGUGGUUUGUUGGGUUUUUUUCUGCCAUUUUUUGGGAUAUUUUUAUUAUAAAGAAUUCAAAAUGACAUAUUGGUAUCUAUCCAACUUGGAAGAAACAAGGACACUACAGGAGAUUGUCAACCUGCACUACCUCACAGAGAGCUAGUUCAGAGGUGUACCUGUGUUUUUACUUAAUUGACAGUGGAUAUGAUUAAACAGCUUUAAAGGUUUAAGUAUUCAGGUCAGGAUUUUUUUGACUCUGAUCAUCAAAAGGGAUUUCAUGAUUACAGUAAAAAGUAAAAUUAUUAACAUUUUAUCACAUCGAAAAAACAGCUGUUGGGCCCAUUUUUUUCAUUUUCUGGCAGAGCUGUUAUUGUAAUUGAAAAUGUAAUGAUCCCUGCCAAACAAAACAAUUUACACAAAUCCCCCCCCCUCAGGUGUAUUAAGACAAUUUAUUGAUCACUUUGUCUUUUAAGUGACGAAUUAUAUGAAAAGUUUUAUUGAUUGUAAAUCCAGCUGAUUAAAUAAUAGAGACUAGAUAGAAAGCUACAGAAAAGGUACAUUUGAUUCAGAGUUUACAGGUGCUUUUCUAAGCCAAGAUGCAAUGAUACUAUAUAAUAGUACAUGCUAUAAGUUAUGUAUGAAAAGCCAUUUCACGUCAGUCUGUAAAGUGUUUAAUUUAGUCAGAAUCAACAUUUGCAGUUUUUUAGCCUAUGUGCUAGCCAGUCUUUGUGGUAGCUGCCUGAGAGAAAACACACACACACAGGAACAGAAAAAAAGAAAAAAAUACAUUUCAGAGAAAAAACAGAUUAUUUUUUCUUCCUAUUUUUGUACUCAAGAAGCAAAAUGUAUCGUUCUCGCAGUUCAAAUAACCAGCAUGUACGUAAUGUUACAGCUAAAAUAAAAAGUAAAAGUUCAUUCUUAUACAACAUAUCUACAGUUAUUUGCUAUUUUCUUACAUUUAAAUUCAAAAAUAUGUCAUCUAUUAUUAUACUUUUUUAUUGCAUUGUCUUUAAAAAAAAAUAAAAAAAUCAGACGUCGGAAUGUCAAUGGAAACAUUUUUACACAAGUUUUAUUUCUUUUUGUCGGGGAAUGUUUUGCUCUUGCAUAAACUGGAAUACAUUUUUAAUUGGAUAUUAAAUCUUCUCA
Molecule: messenger RNA, 4626 nt
Organism: Scomber scombrus (Atlantic mackerel)
Lineage: Eukaryota; Metazoa; Chordata; Actinopteri; Scombriformes; Scombridae
Gene: dcp1b
Product: decapping mRNA 1B
Exons: 11
Coding region: 199-2142 (647 amino acids)
Biological process (GO): positive regulation of catalytic activity; deadenylation-independent decapping of nuclear-transcribed mRNA; deadenylation-dependent decapping of nuclear-transcribed mRNA
Cellular component (GO): P-body
Molecular function (GO): enzyme activator activity; mRNA binding
Source: RefSeq, a predicted model, not a curated record